AUGCUUGGUGAAGACAUUGGCAAUGGUCUUAGCAGUUUCCAUCUCGGCAAUCUUCCUGCUGGCAAAACAGCCGAAAUUCACCUUAAAGUCUCAUUCUUUGCCGACAUCAACGAGAACGGCUACUACUACAAGUUCCCACUAACACACAGGUACCAGAAUGGCGCAGUUACCAGCGACUACUCAGACAAUCCAGAAUCAUUCCAUUUCGCAACUACAAUCAAAACACAGAGAGAUAUACAAGACCUUAAAGUAUCUGUUGAUGGCACCAAAGACGUCAAAGAUGCUCACAACGCCACAUUUGUCACAAAUAAUCCACCAGCAAAAGACGCAAUUGUUAUUGAGACCCAUAUCAAAGACGAAGAUAAGAAUAUUGCCAUUUAA
This is a messenger RNA of Trichomonas vaginalis G3, 381 nucleotides long. Its product is annotated as vault protein inter-alpha-trypsin domain-containing protein. NCBI's taxonomy places the organism in Eukaryota, Parabasalia, Trichomonadida, Trichomonadidae. The transcript has a single exon. Bases 1 to 381 code for a protein of 126 amino acids. The record is from RefSeq and is a predicted model, not a curated record.